CUCCGACCGAACAAAAUGGCGGCGGGGCGGCCCCUCAGGGAGCGCCCUUAAAGGAGCCGCAGCGCCCGGGGCUCGGCGGUGCGGGCGGCGAUCGUUCGGUGAGGGGAACGAGGCGGCGGAAAGGUGCGUUGAGAACCCGUGCCAUCCUUCGGGAGAGCUCCGAGGCCGCCCUGCCCUCCCGUGCCGCGGCGACGAGCGGUAAGACGGCGUUACCAUGUCAACGCAGUUCUUCCAGGUAUUGCCAUGUGAUACCCGGCAUUUCUGGCAAUGAAGAAAGGCUUUGUAAGGAAUGCUUCAGGUAGAAAUCCACAGGCAUCAGCGUCCCACAUAGCUCAGCUAAUGUCACCUGUCAGUUCAAGUGCCACAUCUCCACAUCUUGGCCAGCAGACACCUCCAGCAGCUCCCAAAAGCAUGGAGCAGAGGUCCCAACGACUGGGUAUUCCAGCAGAAAAUGUUGGAGCUGCUUUUAAAUUCCAGAAAGUUGAAAAUGGUGUUAGCCCGGGGGUUAAGUACAUAACUGAACCCCUUAUAAAGGGUCUGUCAAAACAGCAAAAUCUGGCAUGCAUAAGCUCACUGAAUCUUUCUUCCCCAAAGGAUGGGGACAAGAAAUUUAAGUACAUAGAAAAUUUGGAAAAGUGCUCUAAACUGGAGGUGCUAAACCUUAGUAACAACCAAAUAGAGAAAAUUGAGAAGUUGGAUAAACUGCUGAAGCUGCGUGAGCUCAACUUGUCCCGCAACAGAAUCAGCAAAAUUGAAGGCAUAGAACAUUUGCAGAACCUACAGAAGCUGAACCUGGCAGGGAAUGAGAUUGAGCACAUUCCUUUGUGGGUAGGGAAGAAGCUGAGAUCCCUUCAAAGCCUGAAUUUGAAACAGAAUAAAGUGUCAUCACUCCAUGAUAUAGCUAAACUAAAGCCUCUGCAAGAUCUGACCUCUCUGUUCCUUGCUGAAAAUCCAGUUGCAAGUCUGCCUCACUACUGCUUGUACACCAUAUUCCACCUGAGGGCACUGGAAAACUUGGAUGGACAGCCUGUGACAAACCAUGACAGGCAGGAAGCUCUGGAGAGGUUUAAUUUGGAAGAAGUAGAAAAAUUAGAAAGAGAAUUGGAAAACACAAAAAAGGAGAUGGAGAAUGUGAAACUUAACCAGUCCAAAGUGCUUGAGCAACUUCAGCAUCAAGAUGAGCUCAACAAGUCACUAAAGGAAAAGGCUGUGCAACAGAGACAAAGCUUUGAAGAGCUGCAGAGGGACCUGGGCACCAAAAAUGAGCUGCUGAAGCAGAAGACAGUGGAGCUGACCCGGGCUUGCCAGAAGCAAUAUGAGCUGGAGCAGGAGCUGGCCUUUUACAAGAUUGAUGCAAAAUUUGAGCCCUUAAAUUAUUUUCCCUCAGAGGAGGUUGAGCUUGAUAAUGUACCUGGUGAAAGUCCCUACAUUGGCAAGGCCAGGUACAAAAGAAAUAUGUUUAUAAGGGAAGGAUACAUUGCUGACAAAGCUCAGCAGCUGCAGGUUGGGAAAAUGCAACAGGAGAAAGAUGACUCCUGUAGGAAACCCCAGCUGGAAUCACAUCUCCAAAGUCUAGAUAAAAUACUGCAUGAUAAGGAAGAAAAGAUUAAUUCAGCACAAAGAAGAUUAGAAGAACUGCGAAGUGAAAUUGGAACUGCAGAGCAACAAGUGCUGAAAGUAACAGAGGAGCUGCAACAACUGGAGGAUGCUCUGGCUCAGAAAAAAAUCUCCCAGGCCAGCAAGGAAGCAAUUGAACAGCAACUGAGUGGAAAGUUAAAAAUCCUGCAGGAGCUACGCAAGGAAACCAUAGAACUGGAAAAACAAAUAGAGAAACAGAAAAGAGAAAUAGAGAAAAAUCAGAAAGAGCUUGAAAAUUUGCAGACUUCUCUUGGUUCUGUAAAUCCUGAGGAUCCAAGGCAUGCUCACAUGAAAGCUCAAAAAGCAAGUAAAGAACAGCACCUUGAUAUAAUGAGCAAACACUGCCAGCAGCUGGAGACUCGCCUGGAUGAGAUGCUCUCCAGGAUUGCAAAGGAAACUGAGGAAAUCAAGGAUUUGGAGCAGCAGCUCACUGAUGGUCAAAUAGCAACAAAUGAAGCACUCAAAAGGGAUCUGGAAAGUAUUAUCACUGGCUUACAGGAAUACCUGCAAAGUGUGAAGCAUCAGGCAAAACAGGCCAAUGAGGAGUGUAAGAAGUUGAAGAAGGAAAAAGAAUCUUUGCUGGGAAGAUUGACAGGUCUGGAGGAGGAAAAAAACAACCUGGAAGUGGUUGCCAUGGAUGCAGAAAAUAUGAGAAAAGAAAUUGCAAUGCUGGAGAGUUCACUCCAGGAGCAGAGAGACAUAAAUGAGUCCCUUCAAGGUGCUCAGGGGAAGGUCAGCACCUACAAGGCUGAGCUGGAAGCUCAGUUAAGAGAGAGAGAUGCUGAAGCCAAGCAGCAAAAAGAAGAAUUUGAAAGACUGAAACAACUUAGCCAGAUGGAAUUGUCAGCCCUGCAGGAUGAACUUGAAAAGGAAAGACAACUGUUAGAGAAUGCUCAGACCAAAGCACAACUGGCAGAAGAGAAGGAACAACAAAAUUACAAGCUGCUUUUACAGUUCAAGCAAUUGCAGGGUGACAAUAAUUCCCUGAAACAACAGCUUAAAGAUCUCCAGAAUCAGCUAAACCAUGCAGUUGGUAACUUAAUUCACCCUGAGGAUGUCAUGGCUUGUAUAAAUGAACUCAGGCAAAAGCUUCAGACAGGAACUGGAGAGAUGAAGUGUCUAAAUUCAGCUGAUAUUUUAGGAAAAAACCUUGCAAGUCUCCAGAAAGAAUUCAAUGACAUCCUUGCUGAUGCACAGAAGGAAAAAGAGAAAGCAUGGGAUGGACAGAGACAGCUGCAGGAAGAAAUGGUAUCCCAGCAGGAAAAAAUGGAAAAAAUACAGGAGAAAUACAGACAGGUUAAAGCUGAAAACAGGCAAAAUAAGAACAAGGUCCAUCAGUUAGAGAAUGAAAUUCAAAGUUUACAUGUAAAAAUAAAGAGCAUGGAAGAGGUUCAGGGCCUGGCUGAUCAGCAGCUCCAGGAAGCAGAUGAAGAAAAAGAGGCUAUUCUUUCUCAGCUGAAGAAUUUAGAGAAAAGGAAAAAAGUUGAAGAUGCCAGGACACAGAUGCAAGUGCUGAGCCUGGAUAAGGAGCUGAAGGAGCUGCAGAGAGCAGUGAUCACCUCAGACAAGCUGGCAGCCACUGAGCUCUCCAUCGCUGCAAAACAGCUCAAGGCUCUGGAGGGGACUCUGCUCAGGAUUAAUCAGGAGAGAGUUGAGGAGCGUGAGGAAGCCCAGGAGCUCUGUGCUGAGGCAACUCGUGCUUCUCAGGCUCUUGCCAGAGCAGAAGCAGAAAUAGAAUUGCUACAACAACUCCUGAAGGAGAAGGAACAGCAAGUUCUGCAGGAAAUUGAGAAAGCUGGUGAGAAAACUGUUGCAUCAAACGCUCAGAAGUUUGAAAUUAAUAAAUUAAGUGAAGCUGUGGAACAGCAGAAAGCAGAGAUUGACCGUUUGAAAUGGUUGUUGGAUAAUACUGGGACAGGUAACAAAGAUGAAAUUGAGACCUUACAGGGUGAAAUUGCAGCCCUCAGAAAUGUGCUUUCACAGAAUGAGCACAGCAGCAGUACAGCAGAGCCCCUGAAAAGAGGGGGAUACUGGUACUACAUGCCAUCAUCACAGGCUUCAACUCCUGCUUCCCACAGCACCAAAGACUCUGGAGUGUGUUUGGGGUGCUCUGGCACAUCCUCAGCCAGGAGAGGGGAUGCUCAGGACAGGCCCUGUGGGCGCGAGGAGUUGCCCAGCCAAGGAUGUUUGGUUUAUUCACCCGUCAGAAACAGGUUGUGCAGAGCAAAUUCUGGCAAAGACAGAAGAACAAAAGAAGAUGGUGAAGGAAAUGCAGGAUCUCCUGUCCCUGAAGCUUCUCCCUUUGUCCCACCCCCGGGCACAGUUAUAUACACAGCCCUUCCAGAUGGGGCCCCUGCACCUCAGGGCAUGGGGGUUUAUGGCCCUCCUCCUGCAGCAGCCACUGGAGCUCCACUUGCUCCUGGAUCCAUCAUCCAUGGCCCACCUCCUCUGGGAUCCCAGGUGGUUUGUGGCCCUCUGCCUCCAAACUUUACAGUGCCACUCAUUCCCUUUGGAGUGCUCCACUGCAACGUGCCUGAACAUCAGGAUCUGGAGAGUGAAAUCUCAAGGCUGGAAGACACCGUGUGCUAUUUAAAGUCUCAGAAAUACAAAGACAAAUGCUCAGAGGCAGCUGAGCAUAAAUACAAAAAGGAGGUGGAAAGAUUGCAUGGAAAUGUUGAAGAACUUGAGCAGGAAAGAAAAGAGCUGGAAUGUGAAGUGGCAGAGUUGCGCCAAGCGGCUCAGAAACAGAGCACACGCAGGGACUUUAUUGACGGCUACACUGACAGCCUCCUUGCAGAGCUGCAGCUGGAGAAGUCCCUUCAGCAGCAGGAAGAUGUUGCAGAGGAGAUUGAAUGUGCAGAGAAGACUCUCCUGAAACGUCGGGCCGAGCUCAGAGAGGCCGACAGGCUCCUCACAGAGGCUCAGGUGGAACUUGAGAGCACCCGGGGCAAGACUAAAGAGACUCUGCAGAAGUACAAUCAUGCCAAACACCGUUUAUCUUGCACUGAAAUGGAGGCAGAGGAGCUGGAGCAGAGGGCUCAGGAAACAGCCACCAAAAUUGUGAAAGCAUCUCAGCAGCUCAGGUUAUUACAGACAGAUACGAGGGGUUUGGAACGGCUUAAGAGGGAACAAGAAGGUAUUUUGAAGAAAAUCAACAAAAUGGUGGCUGCAAGAGACUCUGAGUUGCAGUCAUUAAACCAGAAGAUAGAAAUGCUCACUGAAAGUCUUCAGAAGCUCCAAGGAGAUAUUCAACUUGCAGAAGGUAACGAGGGCCAGCAUCUCCAAAUCAUCAGAGAAGCAGAAAACCUUGUCCAGGGCAAGAAAACUGAAUUGGAAACAUUGAAAGAUCAGAUUUCUGCUCAGCAGCAAGAGCUCUUGUUCCUGGAGCAGCAGGUGACUCAAAGAACAGAAGAGCUCCGUGGCAUUCAGGACUGCAUUUCCCAAAGGAAAGGUGAUCUCAAAGAGGCUCUUCGGGAUGGAGAGACUGAAGCACAUGAAAAACUUCGCCAAAUAAGGGAAAUAAAAGUACUUCUGGGAGAGCUUAGUAUUGAGAGGAAUGAACUGGAUGACCAGAUGAAUGAGAAAAGAGCACAGCUUUUGGUCCUAAAGAAGGAUAUUAGAAAGGAGGAGGAAAAUCUUCAAGGAAUACUUGGGCAAAUCAGCAAGCAUAAGAUGGAACUGAAACAUGUGCUGGAAAUGUUGGAGCUUGAGAAGAAUGAACUGGAAGGUUUGAAACUACAACAUGAGCAGAAGGUCAAUGAGCUGGAAAAGACCCAGGUGGCUGUUCUAGAGGAGAAGCUAAAAUUGGAGAAUAUUCAGAGAUUAUUUCAGUGUCGGCAAGGGGAAGUGGAUUGGCAGGAGCAGCUCCUCAGGAAGGACCGUGAGGAGAACGAGCACCUGGGCUCUCAAAUGAGAACUCUGCAAAACAACAUCGAGGCUCUGAGCAGAGAGAAGGAGAAGCUGGAAGAGGACUCCAGGAGUUUGGAGAAGAAGUUGUCACAAACCAAAAAAGACCUAACUGCAGCUGAAGACAGCAGCAGAACUGCACUGUCCAACAUGGAAAAAGUGGGAUUGGAUGUUAAGAACCUGCAGCAGGAGGUGGAGCUGCUGAACAAGCAGAAGAAAUCACUGAAUUCGGAGAUUGUUGCUGUCCAGGAGGACCUUCAAGGGAAAAAAGAAGAACUGGAAAUACUGAAAGGAGAACUGAAUGACUCAAGGCAGCAGCUUCACCUUGUGGAACAGGAUUUGGAAAACAGCUCCAGGCAGCAGGAGGAGCUGCUCAGAGAGCAGGCAGCCCUGAAGGAAGAGAUCCGAGAGUAUGUAAGGAAGCGUAAGGAAUUCCAGGAGAGGCACAAGAAGAGGGAGAACCAACUGCAGCAGCUCCAGAAAAAGAUUGAAGACAAGGAAACAGAACUUGCCCAACAGGAAGUGGUUCUUCAUUGCCUCAAGCAAAACUCAGAGCGUGAAGGGAAAAAACUGGAAGAAUGUGCAGCUAAAGUGAAGGAUCAGAAAAUCCUGUUGGAAAAGGAACUAACAGAUCAACACAAGAAACUGGAGCAGGCAAUAGCUAAAGUCAGGCUGGCAGAAGAGAACCUUGGGAAGCUGGAAAAGGAGGAGUCCCGGUGUGCAGCUCUUGAAGAAACCAUCAGAAAAAGCAAACAUCAGCUCUCAGAAAAAGAAUUACAGUUACAACAAAAAGACAGAGAAAUACAGUGUCUUCAGAAAGAACUCGAGCUCUCCAAGUCUGAGCUAAAGCAACUUCAAGGUCAGAUAGUGUCAGAGAGGAGAGAAGCAGAAAAACAAAUCCUGAGUUUGAGAGAAACAGAGAAAAUGCAAAGGAUGGAGCUUGAAAGCAAACUGCAAGAGCAGAGGCAUGGAGGGGGCAGCCUGCAGAGCACCAGGGCUGAGCAGCCGUGCCACUGCCACAGCCACUGCCCGCGAGCCGAGCACCUCGGAGGGGACCUGGGCCAGCCCCCACCCAGGGGGGAAUGCAGCCACCCCCAGAGCCAGGUUAAAACUCAGACUCAAGACCUGGAAGAGAGACAAAGGGAAAUGGAGAGUGCAGCAACCUUGCUUAACCUGGAGGUUGAAAAUGAAAUUAGGACAGGGUUUGAAUCUUCACACUCAUCUUCUCCAGACCUGCUGGAAGCUUUGGAGGCAUCAUCUGAAGGAAAUAGGAGUCUGCAGUAUGAGUGUGAUAGCUCAGAGACUGCUUCCUUUGCUGCUGCUGACAGACAGCUCCUCUCCUUGGACGAAAAGCUCAAUGUCUCCAGAGUCUUCUUACUGGAUGAGCAGUGGCGGGGAGAGGCGCUCCGGGAGAAGCUGCAGCAGCAUGAGGACCGGCUCAAGGCGCAGCUGCGGCGCUGCCUGGCCAAGCAGGCGGAUGUGCUGCUGCAGGGCAAGCGGCAGACGGCCGGGAGCCUGCACAGCCUCCAGUGCCAGCUCCAGGUGCUGGAUGACCUGGUCAGCAGCCCUGCUUCAGAUUCCCUCUUCCUGCCCAGCAGCCCCAGCCUGGAAUCUCUUCACAGUGCUCUGAAUAUAACAAAAGCUCAGGUCCCCAGCAGCCCAGGAAGCACGUUGGGAUCGGCAGUGCUGCAUUCCAGCUCCCAAGGGAUCUCUCGAUGAAGCAUGUCCCAGCACAGUAAAAUGGGCACACAAAACACGUGUUCCUGCAGGACACUUCACCUGCCACCUCCUUUGUGGGCAGAGGGACACAGGCUCACAGCUCAGCUCCACUGGAUGGCACACAGGGCUAAACUGGGGGUCUAUCAGGUAACUGGAAGAAUAAAGAGAAAGCUUGAAAAAACUGAUUUGUACAUGCAAGUACUUCAGGAAGAAAGCGGGAGCUGCCCUGUUUUCAACAGAGUAACAGCUGGGUGUUACAGCUACAAGAUACCAAGAGCACAAAUAUGCACCAAAGAUCUCCUGUGCAUUCUGAGGAUGAAAAUAUCCAGUAACUUCUGCUGUUAAAAACCCCAACCAAACCAACCAGCACCAUGAACUCCAAUACAGGGAACCAACCACUUCUGUGGCUAUGAAAUCUGCAGAAGCCUGCGUGCCCUCUCUUCGUCCCAAGACCAGGAGGCCAAGGAAUGCCAACUCCUCCCCAACACAGGGAAGUUUUAUGUUCCUGAGCACAUGACUUUAGGAUACCAUUGUGUGGUAAACAAUGUUGUACUGCUCCACUGUUCCAACCAGGAGGGAAAUGCAUCCUGCUAUCCAAGUCUGGAAAGUGAGGAAGACUUUUUUUUUUAGAAGUAUGGACAAACUGGGAACUCGGUGCAGUCUCUGUCACAAACUGAAUUUGAAGUGAAUCUCGACUAGAUCUCCAUUGCUGAAUAUACAGCUCUGUUUAUUUGUCAGACUGUUUCUGCCUGUUGAGAUAUGUCCAUUUUCAUUAUGCCUUCUAAGUAAAAGAGUCUUAACUAUGCUAUUUCGAUACAAAAAAAUACUGGUAUUACAUUUAUUCCAAGGGUCACAUUACAGAAAAGAUUCUGAAAUACUCCAAACCAUUAGUAAAGGUCAGGAAUCUUUUCUAGAGAACAGAUGACUCCUUUAAAUAAAAAAAUCAAAUAAAACCCAAGCAAAACUAAAACAACCAAAUAACAAACUUUUGAACACUCAAAUUCCAAUAAGGAUUAGCAGGAAUUCAAACUGUACUCAGAUCUUGGAAUACAAGUGAUAUUCCACAAGGACUCUGUGCUGAAGGAGAAAAAAAAAAAAUGCAACCAACUAAAAACAGAAACCCUGCUGAGAAUUCAGCCUUGGAAAACUGACCACCUCAGCAUUUACUGCAGACGAAAGAAGGAAGUCCAGACAAGAACAGGGCACAACAGGGGUCAGUAAAUUCUAAACUAUCAGCUACAUGUCAAUGUAAGGGGUUGAUGCAUUGAUAGCCAUUACCCAUCUGUAGGAACUCAAGUUCUGCCUCCACCCUCUCUGUUCCAGACACGUGAAUCUCAAUAAUUCCAAAAUGGGGGAUGGGGCUUUCCUCUUGGGAGAGCAAGAGCUGCAGGGCUGAGAAAGUUGCACAUAAAUAUCCACAGCUCAGCCUCAGCCACUGCUGGCAUUGUGCACAUCAAAGUUAAUCAGCCAUGAGUUUAUGGUUAACAGAAAGCAGAAGUUUAGUCUGGGAGCUUGGCCUACCUGCCAUCCUUCUUCCAGGAAAAGUCUGCCAGCUCAGUUUUGGCUCCGUUCUCCCAGGUAAGGGUGCCCUGGAGCGCAGAGCAUUAUUGCAGGAUGGCCACUGGCCAGAAGAUCUCACUAAGCACAGAUUUAUGCUCAUUUCAAAGCCUAUACAAUUCAUUUCUGUAUUACCUUAGGACUGGAAAUUUUAUAGCAGUGUUGCCAAAUCCAUUUCCCAUAUAUCAACUUCUUCAUUAGAGGCUUUUUUUAUAUAUAUAUAUAUAUAGUUAAAGAUCACCUUAAUGAGACACCAGUACAUCUGCAUCUCCUCCUCUAGUAAACAAGCACUACACAGAUAUUUAGAAAUCUCACUGAAGGUGUAUUUCAACUAUCAGCUACAUCUGUACUCCCUGAGAUAAGACUGUUCUGGGCACACUGCUGUAACAUUCUUUAUCACAAUAACAUAACUGUAAAUAUCAGAUUCAUACCAGCCUUUGCAAGACCUGUGCAGCUCCUUCCAGCUCAAGGACAUAGUUUUAACUCUUCACUGGAUAUCAUUUGCAUUAAGAAAUUUAAUAUCUUUAUGCUCAACAAGAAGCAGGUGUGUUGUGAAAGGAGACCAGAACCUGCAUGCAGAGGGUUUAUUAGACACUGCUGUGGUUCAUACCUGCAGCUGAUGGAUGCUCCAUGCACAGGGAUGAGACCUGGGAAAAAAAACUACCACCUUCAAACUCAGCCCUUCCCAGUCGUUACUGGUUCCCUGCAGACCACAGCACUCUGCAGCUAGGGAAACACUGGUUAGUUACUCUGCAGUAAAAGGUAUUUUGUAGUCCCUCUGGGCAGCCAGGUGUUCUGUGCAUCAUUCUCCAAGGAUAUGCAGCAGGAAAAGCUUUCACAGUAGAAGCUGUAGAUUUACUUGGAUGUUAAUUAUCAGACAACAUUAAGAUUAAUAAGGGGGAGGAGCUGGAGAGAGACAGAGUUGUUUCAUUUCAUAAUUGCACUUUUCCCCUUAUGAAGACUUUUGUCAAGCACAUAGAACAAUGUGGUUCAACUGGUACCUUACUUCAGCAGGCUACUAGAAGCAUUGUGUGAGUGCUUCAAUUAUGGUCACCUGUAAGAUCACAGCACACUGAAGGUAAUAACAGCUCUGUUAUCAAUUCAUUCACCCAAGCAUUGAAUUCCCAUAGGUGUCAUGUCCACAGCAAGCUAUGAGGUCUGCUACAAUUAAAUUCCACUGUGCUUCUCUGGCUUUCACACACCAAGGACAUUCAGGUCUUCCUAAGCCACAUCAACAUCUCGGCUCUUUUUAAGAUGAUGCUCUGCAGCCACCCUGCUCUGCUUAUUUAUUCAUUUUUGCAGGCUUGGCUUUACAGAGCCCUGCUGAGCCUGAUCCCUGAGGAGUCUCAGAGCCUUCACACCUGUCUGACAACAUCACUUGUUGCUGGCCAGUUCCUUACUCAUCCCUCAGCUCUUCCAGAGUCAUCCUGCCUGGCUUCCCCCACUUGGAUUUCACCAAAGCAUCCAAUCAGCACAAGACAGGAAAUUUGGCUGAACUGAUCACUGAUCACCCAGAAGCCUCUGUGAGCUGUUGUCCAGGAUCACUGUGCAUUUCCUCGCUGUUCCCACCUCAUUACUCUUUCCCUGACAGCACACGAGGCCUUGCAUGCUCUGAGGCUCAGACUGCAGA
Molecule: messenger RNA, 10450 nt
Organism: Cyanistes caeruleus (blue tit)
Lineage: Eukaryota; Metazoa; Chordata; Aves; Passeriformes; Paridae
Gene: CNTRL
Product: centriolin
Molecular function (GO): protein binding
Source: RefSeq, a predicted model, not a curated record